AAUCAUUAUCUGAACAUUGGGGUUUAUGGUAAAAAAAAAUUGGGAGCCAUUCAUAUUAUACCUCAAAUACUAGAAUAGAAGUUUUUAGUGGGGAAAUACUGCUUUGAAUAUCUGAGUGUUUUCUGUAGCUGUUUCCAUCACCUUGGCAACAGGCAUUCACCUAAUGUCUUCUGGUUGGGGACUGUGGCAGGCAGUCCCAGUUGUCCUCACGUCUCCUGACUAUAAACUGACAAACGCACCAUAAACACACUUCGCUCCUGCAACAGAACACAGCAGGGAAACAUGCCACACACACCCAGCAGCAAAAUGGGUUAAAUGGUGACCAGUUGGACCUUAUUCUUACUGCUGGUUGACACUUUCAGACCCGAGGAUGACGGGCCAGGUGACAGAGGGGGACCGGUCGCCCAACAACCUGUCGGUGAAGACCACUUUAGAGGAGGAGGUCGAGAGGACAGACAGUAUUCUGAGCAGGGUCCCGUCGGUCUGGGAUGACACGUCCUCAGAGCUACAAAGAGUUGCUGAUCUCGAUGCCAACAGACGCAAUUCAAGGAAUUCUUUCCAGAGAAUUGGAGCCAUCUCAAGACUGGUGAACCUGGUGGUACGGCUGAGGGAAUGGGCACACAGGAGUCUCUUGGAGGAGGAGGAGCGUCCGGACUCCUUCCUGGAACGGUUUCGUGGCCCCGAGCUGAGAACCGCCCCGAGUCGCAGCAGCAACACACAGCCAGAUGUCAACGGCAACAAUGCCAAGGGGAUCUUUAGGAAACCCUGGGAUUUGUUUGUGGUGUCCCCAUCGGAUAACGCGUACUACCGAUGGUUAUUUGUUAUCGCCACAGCGGUGCUAUACAACUGGUUCCUUGUUGUUGUGAGGGCAUGCUUUGACGAUCUACAGGUUGACUAUUAUAUCUGCUGGCUGAUACUGGACUACCUCUCUGACACGGUGUAUAUCCUGGACACCUGCGUUCGACUUUGCACAGGUUUCCUGGAACAGGGGCUGCUGGUGAAGGACCACGCCAAGCUCAGAGACAGCUACGUUCGAACAUUUCAGUUCAAGCUGGAUGUGCUGUCCAUCCUUCCUACGGACCUGGUUUACAUCUACACUGGCAUCCACACACCGCAACUUAGGUUCAAUCGCCUGCUGCGCUUCCCGCGCAUGUUUGAAUUCUUCGACCGCACGGAGACUCGCACCAACUACCCCAACAUCUUCCGCAUCUGCAAUUUGGUUCUUUACAUCCUGGUCAUCAUUCACUGGAACGCCUGCAUCUACUACGCUAUAUCCAAGUCGCUGGGGUUUGGAUCGGACACAUGGGUGUUCCCAAACAUCUCCCUACCGGAAUACUCAUCCUUGACAAGGAAUUACAUCUACUGUCUGUACUGGUCCACUCUGACUCUCACCACCAUUGGAGAGAUGCCUCCACCUGUGCAAGAUGAAGAGUACCUGUUUGUGGUCUUUGACUUUCUCGUUGGUGUGCUGAUCUUUGCAACAAUUGUAGGAAACGUAGGCUCAAUGAUUUCCAACAUGAACGCCACCCGUGCUGAGUUCCAGGCUCGAAUUGAUGCAAUUAAACAUUACAUGCACUUCAGGAAAGUCAGCAAAGAACUGGAGUCUCGUGUCAUUACAUGGUUCGACUACCUCUGGACCAACAAAAAAGCUGUGGAUGAGCAGGAGGUGCUGAAGAACCUACCGAACAAACUACGCGCUGAAAUUGCCAUCAAUGUCCACCUGGACACUCUAAAGAAAGUCCGCAUUUUUCAGGACUGUGAGGCAGGACUGCUUGUGGAGCUUGUCCUCAAACUACGCCCUCAAGUCUUCAGUCCAGGAGACUAUAUCUGCAGGAAAGGAGACAUCGGUAAGGAGAUGUACAUCAUUAAAGAGGGGAAGCUGGCUGUGGUAGCGGAUGAUGGGGUCACACAAUACGCUCUCCUCACUGCUGGUAGCUGCUUUGGAGAAAUCAGCAUCCUUAAUAUAAAAGGCAGUAAAAUGGGAAAUCGACGAACGGCCAACAUCCGCAGCUUGGGUUACUCCGACCUCUUCUGCCUCUCUAAGGACGACCUGAUGGAGGCAGUGACAGAGUACCCGGAUGCUAAGACGGUGCUGGAGGAGAGGGGUCGGGAGAUCCUGAAGAAGGAAGGUCUCCUAGAUGAGAGCACGGAGAGGGGAGGCCUACACAAAGAGGACACGGAGGAGAAAGUGGAGAGACUGGAGUCCUCUCUGGACACUCUGCAGACCCGCUUUUCCCGCCUGCUGAGUGAAUACACGGGCACUCAGCAGCGGCUGAAGCAGCGCAUCACUUUGCUGGAGCGGCAGCUGAAUCAGACAGACUGCGGCGCCGAGGCAAACAAUGGCAAGGGCGCAAACACAGAGAUGUCCAUUGAAAUCAACCCUGGGCCGCUUGCAUCCACGAACGGGUCACCGAACCGGAGCGGUGUACAAACGUGGGACAAAAGGAGUCCAAAAUCACAACACUGACUGACUUUAGAAAAAUCUGAAUUUCUUUACACCUCUUUUAGACUUUCACUUUCAGGAAGACUAACCUGUUUAUUUUGUAAAGUGACGUUUCUAUCCACGUGAACAAAAGCGUGACUCGGAUGUGAGUUUAAAGGGAGACAAUAAAUUUGAAAUUGCACAAAAAGAAAACCUGUGAAUGACGUUUGGAAGUGAAUUAAAUAAAUGGACAUAUGGUGCAGUGAGACUUCUUCAGCUCCUUGUGAUGACUGUGUUUAUUUACAUCAGCAGAGGGAUUCAGUUCCCUCUCCAUGUCAUAUAUUAUGCUCUGGUUUGGUAAACACCGACUCCCGCUGCUCCUCCUGGGAACAAAAGGUCUAAAGAGAGAUGGCAGAAAGAGAUUUGAUCACACAAUUAUUUUUCCAGCAUCCUCAUUUUCACAGUCAGACCUGUACAAUCACACAACAGUGAUAGAUUUGGUUUUCUCUCCAGUCCUUGCUGUGAAGGACGUAAACAUUUGUUUUCCUGUUUUAAAACCAAAGUUUUACUUGAGUAAAAAUUAAGGAGAAUUCAUUUCUGUUUCACAUCAAUGUUUAUAGAGAUGGUUAUACACUUUUGAGGUCCUGCACUGAGCCACGUUCACUUAUUCUGCGUAAGAUUUGCCUCAGACGAGAAGGAUUGGGGGUUUCCAGUUUUUCAGCCUUAGCAUUCCAGGAUACAACUCAACCACAUGAGCGGUGAUGAUAAGGCCUUCUGGAACAAUGAGUCCAGUCUGUAGCUGGGGCGGCUGCAGGAGGGAUGUAAUCAGACUCUUCACCAUGCAGCAGGCGAGGACGUCGUGCAUCAGUCUUUACCUACGGCAAAAUAAACGCAACCUGUUUUUCCACUAGCAACAAAUGGAGAUAUUGUACGAGAUACCCUGCUGUAACUGAUCCCAGUCUAGACGUGUAACUUCCCAGAGGAAGAUUUAAAUUUGAUCAGUCUUGAGUCUUACUUUUGUUUUGUAAUUUACUAGUGAUUUAGGUUAAUAGAUCUUUCUAGAUGUCAUUUUGCCUGCAGUGUUUUCACUAGAAAGUAUCUCAUAAACCACUGGAUGGAUUACAGUGAAACUUGGAGUCCGCCCAGUUCGAUGGCUACUAAUAAACUCCAGCAAACACAAAAGUUGCCAGUCAACUUUACGGGUAUAGCGUGGCAGUU
Nothobranchius furzeri (turquoise killifish) is the source of this 3640-nucleotide messenger RNA. It is a transcript of the gene cnga2b, whose product is annotated as cyclic nucleotide gated channel subunit alpha 2b. Gene Ontology annotation, biological process: monoatomic cation transmembrane transport. The record is from RefSeq and is a predicted model, not a curated record. Gene Ontology annotation, molecular function: protein-containing complex binding; intracellularly cGMP-activated cation channel activity; intracellularly cAMP-activated cation channel activity. NCBI's taxonomy places the organism in Eukaryota, Metazoa, Chordata, Actinopteri, Cyprinodontiformes, Nothobranchiidae. Gene Ontology annotation, cellular component: plasma membrane; intracellular cyclic nucleotide activated cation channel complex.